AUGGCUCCUCUAACUGAUGGGGAUCUCGUCCUCGUCGAUCCGGAUGGUGACCUUAUUUUGAAAGUUGGCAGUGAGCGUAGCAUCACUCAUGAAAACAAAUGCAACUCCCCGGAUAACGAGGACGACUCAAACGCGGCUCAGCAUGAAGUCAAGGAAAUCAAGCAACCAAAAACCCUACGAAUUCGAGUUUGCAGCAAGUUCAUGACCAUGUGUUCCCCGGUAUUCGAACGAAUGCUGAAUGGCUCUUUCCGCGAAAGUCAGCUUACACCGAACCCUGUCGAACCACCCGUCUUGGAGCUGCCGGAGGACGCGCCAACAUCAAUGUUGGAACUUUGCAGGAUUUUUCACCAUACGUGGGACACCAGCCUAGACGCAUUCCCUUCGUGUGUUUUGCCGAUAGCAAUAGCGGCGGACAAAUACGGCUGCCACAAAAUUGCAAGGGCAUGGUUCCAUUAUCGGGCCUUCCGAAAUGCUAGCAGAAGAAGCACAUGCUCAAUACUAGACCUUGCUCGACUCAUCAGUAUAUCGUAUAUCCUGGAUGACGUUGGGGCAUUUUACUUUUUCUCCGUCGAGGGAUACAAAAGCUGGCGCACAAAAAAGGGACAGAACGACGAGUUUAUUUCGGAGAUCUCGCGUUAUCUCCCUGCAAGGGUUCAUGAACUUCUGAAAGAAAUCGCCAAGGCCCAACUAAAAGCGCUAAGAGCUAGUUGCCACAAUGCCAUUAGUGAACUCUGCAUGGGAAACCAGCGGUACCGAGACGGCGCCAUUGUUCAUUCGACCAUCUUUACACGGACGGAAGAAUUCACUAUACCCGUAGUCUGUAAAGGUCAGGCAGCCAGGGUAGCGCAGUAUAUCCAAGCACUGUUCGAGGUUGAUCUUUGGCUUCCAGGCCGAGGCGGUGGAGGGCCGGCAUCCCUGGAAGCAGCCAUCUGCAUCGUCCGGCAGAUUGCUGCACGUAGCAAUGACGGCCCAGUGAAUUGUGAUUCGGUCGCCUGUGUUUCUUGUUUCAUUUCCUGGGAAUCGGCGGUGCAGGACGUGGCGGACUCAUUCGAGAACGAACUGCGAGGAAUAUGUCUCGUCUGCCUGAAGCGUGGGGACCUCUCAACAUCGAAGUUACAGACCGGGUGCAACGAACACCAAGGCGAGUCCACCUUGGGCUGGUUUGUGGCAUGGAGCCAGACCACGCGAGACUAUGAAACGCUUGAGGAUUAA
Molecule: messenger RNA, 1212 nt
Organism: Fonsecaea erecta
Lineage: Eukaryota; Fungi; Ascomycota; Eurotiomycetes; Chaetothyriales; Herpotrichiellaceae
Exons: 2
Coding region: 1-1212 (403 amino acids)
Source: RefSeq, a predicted model, not a curated record